AUGAAUAGUACAGUCUCUGAAAAAUUAGCACAGUUAACUCCAUAUGGGUAUUUACACUCAAAGGUUGCUCCAACCGUCACCUUAACUUCUAAAGAGAACUGGUUUGAUUUUGCCACCGAUGGCCAAUUAGCUUUGUUUUUACCAGUUAUUGCUUAUUGGACGGUUUCUGGAUUUUAUCAUAUUUUAGAUGUCUACAAUUUAGCUGAAAAGUAUAGAAUCCAUCCCCCAGAAGAAAUUACCUCUAGAAAUAAAGUUGGUAGGUUUGAAGUUCUAUACACUGUCCUAUUCCAACACUUAAUCCAAGUUAUUGUAGCUUACGCUUUCUUACAACUAGAACCUGCUCAAACUACUGGUUUUGAAAUGAAUUCCAUGUGGAAAUGGAGACAAGCUCUCCCUUUCUGGGUACCAGAUGUUGCUAUCUACUACGGUUACUCGUAUGCUUUUCCUUUUGCUAAGAUCUUCACCGGCUUCGUUAUCAUCGACACAUGGCAAUACUGGUUGCAUAGAUUGAUGCACGUUAACUCUACUUUAUACAAGAGAUACCAUUCUGUCCAUCACAGAUUAUAUGUUCCAUACGCUUACGGUGCUUUGUACAACGCUCCAACUGAAGGUUUCCUAUUGGAUACUUUGGGAACUGGUAUUGCUAUGAUGAUUACUCAACUGAAUCACAAAGAACAAGUGAUCUUGUUUACUUUUGCUACUUUGAAGACAGUUGACGACCACUGUGGUUUCACGUUGCCAUUCGACCCAUUCCCAAUGAUCUUCCCAAACAACACCAUCUAUCAUGACAUCCAUCACCAAAAUUGGGGUAUCAAGUACAACUAUGGUCAACCGUUCUUUACUUUCUGGGACACUUUAUUCAGUACCGACUAUAAAGGUAUUGAUUCCUACAAAGAAAAGCAAAAGCAAAUUACUUUAGAGAAAUACAAGGAGUUUUUGAAAGAAAGAAAGCAAAAGAAGAACUAG
Tetrapisispora phaffii CBS 4417 is the source of this 966-nucleotide messenger RNA. RefSeq names its product sphingosine hydroxylase (gene SUR2). The record is from RefSeq and is a predicted model, not a curated record. Gene Ontology annotation, molecular function: oxidoreductase activity; iron ion binding. The coding region runs from base 1 to 966 and encodes 321 amino acids. Gene Ontology annotation, biological process: lipid biosynthetic process. NCBI's taxonomy places the organism in Eukaryota, Fungi, Ascomycota, Saccharomycetes, Saccharomycetales, Saccharomycetaceae. The transcript has a single exon.